Molecule: messenger RNA, 1601 nt
Organism: Micropterus dolomieu (smallmouth bass)
Lineage: Eukaryota; Metazoa; Chordata; Actinopteri; Centrarchiformes; Centrarchidae
Gene: b4galt4
Product: UDP-Gal:betaGlcNAc beta 1,4- galactosyltransferase, polypeptide 4
Exons: 7
Coding region: 420-1460 (346 amino acids)
Biological process (GO): carbohydrate metabolic process
Molecular function (GO): glycosyltransferase activity
Source: RefSeq, a predicted model, not a curated record
GCUAACGUUAGCAGCUAACUACGUUACAUUUUAUCUGGGCACAGCUAACGUUACUUUACAGCCAGUUCGCGGAACAAAUUAGCUUUUACUGCCAUAAAAUGUGGACAGUAAUCAGGAGGAGGAGAAGGAGCUGACAGCGAAAUAAAAGUUGUUGGUGAACUCACCUUUUUGGCCUCACCUCCUGAAACUGGAUUUGGAGGCUUCAGCGAUGAAUUUUCACCAAUAUGGUUUCCAUACUUCACAGUGAUCAUAUGAUUGAUUUACUGUAUAGAUCAGCAUGUUUCAUCACCAUGGAAUGAGUGGUUAAUGAAACUGUGGCUGUCAGUAUUUUUGCUGAAAUGUCCUGCACGGAGGAGAUAUCUUAAACUACAACUUUGACUUCUACUUGUUCUGCUUCACGUCAACGGAGUCACACAGCCAUGAGCUUCUGUUCACCUGUGUGCAAGAUUUUGAGGAGGGGGAAGUAUUUUUUACUGGUCCUGCUCUCUCUAUCAGUGCUUGCAUGGAUCGCAACUUUUUCAAGCGAAACUGUGAAAUCCUUUCACAUGUCCUCCACCACAACACAAACUCUCAAACAACACAGCUUGAGGGAUGAACUCACCUCUUUGACAGAGGCACCCAUUCACUUAAAUACUCCACCAAAAGUCGAUUGCCCUGAGAAGUCACCAUUGCUACAUGGAGCUGUGAAGCUGUCCUUUGAAUCCUCUCUGAAACUGAAGGACGUGGAGACUAACAACAAAGGAGUGACUAACGGCGAGUAUGAGCCCUCAGACUGUACAGCGAGGCAGAGCGUAGCGAUCCUCAUCCCUCAUCGCAGCAGAGAGAGACACCUCCUCUAUCUCCUGCACCACCUGCACCCCUUUCUGCAGAGACAGCAACUACAUUACACAAUUUAUGUCAUCCAGCAGGCUGGUGAUGCAACUUUUAACCGUGCCAAGUUACUGAACGUCGGGUAUUUGGAGGCACUGAAAGACUACAAUUGGGAGUGCUUCAUCUUCCAUGAUGUGGACCUGGUUCCUGAAAAUGAUCACAAUUUAUAUGCCUGUGACAAGCAUCCCAAACAUUUGGUGGUUGGCCGGAACGUCACAGGAUACAAGCUACGUUACAAAGGCUACUUUGGAGGAGUCACAGCAAUGACCAAAGACCAGUUUCUCAAAGUGAAUGGAUUCUCAAAUACUUACUGGGGUUGGGGUGGAGAGGAUGAUGACCUUCGCAUCAGAGUUGGGCUGCAGAACAUGAAAAUUUUGCGGCCACCCCCUGAUAUAGCUCGCUAUACCAUGGUGUUUCACCAACGGGACAGUGGCAAUGAAGUGAACAGAGACAGGAUGAGGUUGUUGGGAAGAACACCACAGAUAUGGAGAAGGGAUGGACUCAAUAGCUGCUCAUAUAAGACUUUGUCAGUAGAGAGGCUGCCUCUUUAUGUGAAUGUUACUGUGGACAUUGGUAAGCCACGGAGUUGAGAUGUCAAACAGGAAACCCUGCUGUGGUCCCAACAUAUUGUGAUAUAUUUUAUACAGUAUGUUUAGACCACAGACUGCAGAGAAGCUACUACUGUGUCCAAGAUGUUAAGCACACAAAAUACACAUUGUUUUUGAUUAGUU